AUGGAUGCAAAACACGUGGAAGACCGCGUUCAUCAUUACCGUCGGCUGUGGAACGCGAAGGCGACCGUGGACGCGUCGGCUCCUCUGUCCCACCUCCUUCACAAGUCCCGCAUCCCGUUGAGGGACAUCCGGUUCCUCGGUCGCAACGGGACUCCCCGGAUCGCCCUCGACGUCGCCGCGAAGCCUCCGCGGGAGGAGCCCCGAGCGGAGUCGCACGUCAUCCUCGAGCGAUUCCUCAACGACACGCUCCGCAGUGCGGACCUCCACGCGUUGUGCCGCGGUUCCCGCGGGUCCGCGGCGGACCGCAUCGCCGCCUUUCUCUCCGAGUGCGACCGGCCGCGAGAGUUGCCUCGCGAGUUGCCGCGCGAGUUGCCGCGUGAGUUGCCGCGUCCGAAGCCGGAACCACGCGCGGGACGCGUGCACGCCCCGUACGAACACGUGCAAUCGCGGCUUCUCCGCGAUCGCAAUUACCAUUCGCCGUGGAAGAUGCUGAAGAAGUCCAGCCCCGUCCGACUUCGCGAGGAGACGCAGAACAAGGAGAGCAUCAGGACCAAAAGCGACGAGGAGGACAUCUACUCAGAAGACGAGGACUUCGCGGAGCGUCCCUCCCCCAAGCGAGGCGACGCCAACGACGACGAAGAAGAAGAUUCCCCCGCAGACACCUCUACCUCCUCCGAGAAGCAGACGACGCUCGCAGCCCCUCCCGUCCCGGACGCCCCAGCCCCUAAAGGCAUCCAGGACUCCAGUCACGACUCGGCCUACGACGACCGGGGGAUCUCCUCCGAGAGUCGAGGACCCACCCCGGAAAGAUUCCUUCAAACCAAGCUCAUCUCUCAUCACCAAGUGGAAACCGCACUCAAAGAGCGGGAGAAGGAGACGGAGUGCUGGAGAUUCGUGACGGGGCUGAGCAGGGAGAUCCUGAAGGCGGGAGUCACGGACCCGGCCGACGUCCGUCGACUCUGCGAUUCCCAGAUGAGGCGUGCCAAAAACCUCGACCAGACCCGAGUCCGCGGGAUGGUGGAAGAGAUGCUGAAAGACCUGGGACUCCCGGAGUGGAAAGCGGACGAGGGCGAGCCCCGCCCUUCGCGUGUCGCCGCGACCGCGAGUCGCAGGAGCCCCCUGGACGCGGAGGUGGACCAGGCCCUCGCGGAACUCUCCCUCAGCACCAAGCUCGCCUUCAUGGAUUUCUCUUGGAGGAAUCCGUUUCGACUGUGAAGUGCGUUCGUUCCCCGGCCAAACGAGUGCGGAGUUCGCGUCUCCUCGGUUUUCCUCCCUUUGCAACGGUCGCGAGUCCUCGUAGAAAAGUCUGUGCAAGGAAUGGAAUGAAAUCGAAGGGAAAAAAUUCGUCUCUCACCAUCGGUGCAAGAUGAUGGCCGUCACCCUCGUGCUCGAGGGGAAUUUCCAGUUACAGCAUGGCUUUGGAAUUCUGGUCUUCGUUGACUUUUGGCGAAAUUUGGUAAUUUAUUAGUUGAGCGCA
Darwinula stevensoni is the source of this 1477-nucleotide messenger RNA. NCBI's taxonomy places the organism in Eukaryota, Metazoa, Arthropoda, Ostracoda, Podocopida, Darwinulidae. The record is from the annotation of a GenBank genome assembly.